CUUAAAAAUAAAAGUAAUUAAUUCUUGAUUAAUUUCUCUUAGAUUUAAGGUCUUAAUAUGUUAAAAUUGCCCCUUUUAUGUUUAGCGAUCAGAGCAGUUUGGAUUGUAUGCAUGAGGAGAUGUGUACUAAGUUAGCCUACUGUAAUGAACUCACUUGGCUUAAGCCUACCCUAGAUGCAAUCAUAAAAUUUGACUUCUCUCUGAGUUUUAAGUAAAUUUAAACAAAUAAUUACUCUUCUGACCUAAAUCAUUUUGUAUGUAUGAUGCCCGGAUCAAGUAAGAAAUGUUGUGUACCCUCAUGUUUAGCCAGUUAUCAAACACUGAAAAAAUUUGGAGUAAAUUUGAGUUUUUUUGCUUUCCCAAAAGACAAGUCAUUAAGAAAUAAAUGGCUCCUAAAGUGCAACAGAAGACCUAGUGAAGUUUCUCUGAAUGAUUCUGUUUGUAGUCGGCAUUUUCAUUUAAGUGACUACAGAGAUGGUAUGGCAUCAAAAAUUGCCAAUGUUAAACCAAAAAGAUUGAAACCAGACGCUGUUCCUUCUCGCUUUCUCAAAGUUGCACAGAAGGAUCCUACAAAUCUUAGCCAUCAUGAAUAUCAUAAGUUUCUUGCACAAGAAAUUUUAAGUGAAGAAAAGGAAGCUUCAAAAUCAAGCGACCCACCUAUUUAUUUGGAUUUUUUGACAAGUGGAUCUGAUAACGUUGGAAAUCAAUCAAAAAGUUCAAGUUCAUUCACAGGGACAGAAAAGGUCCACCAUACUGAAAAUCCAAACUCAGACACACUAGAUUGCUUUGAAGACUGUACCCUCUCUGAAGCCAAAGAGAAACUGACGGUACAGCCAGUUGUAAACCCCAUAGAGACUACUAACCAUGACAAGGUUACUGUUACAAAUAAUGCAGGAAACGACAACUUCAUUGGACGAUGCUAUGUUUGUGAUAAAGCGAUUCGCCAAUGUGACUUGGAUAAAUUUUCAAGAGAAGAUUUUACAAGGGUUGUUCAGAAAAUACUUGAAGGUAUUUCCACAGAGUACGUGGUUGUGAUGACCCAGGAUGACGGCCUGUGUGGGGCUUGUCGUAAUGUAGUCUCUCGUAUAUCCAAGUUGGAGGCAGAGCUACGAACCGCUACUGUAGGUUUGCGAGCUUUACUGCGCCUCAACUAUUCACUCCCACCUCCAGCACCGGAAAAUAAUGAAAAGUCUCACUCACAAUUUAGAACUGAAAAGCCAGAUAAGACUCUAGCUAGAAGUAAAAAUUCAAUACAGACAGCUGAUGUGGAACAGAGAAGUAAAAUAACACAGACCGGAGUUAUGCUGAAGAAUAAAAAAACGCAGACGAAUGAGAAGUAUUUUGUUGAGGAAUCAGACUUAAAAUUUGUUAGCUCUAUAGACCAAGUUGAAUAUAUGGAAGCAGGAGACUUGCAAAUUCAGGUUGUAGAAGGAACUGAAGAGACACUUGAACCUUUUCCUGUUGUUAAAGAAGCAGACUGCAUAUACAAAGUUACCAAUUCCGCAGCAGACUCUGAAACACCGAAUGAAGAUGGUUUCACAGAGGAAAUUGUGAUUGAUUCCGAAGACGACCAACCAAGUGAAAUUCCAGCUGCCAUUCAACCUGUAAAGCCGAGACCAGUGAACAGAAAAUACUUAGGGAUAUUAAAAUGUUCAAAAUGUAAUUUCAAAACUAAAUCGUCAAAAAUAAUGAAAGCGCACAUGUUAAGUUUUAUUUACAAAGAAGGAUUUUACUGUUACAUUUGUGAAUUUGCUUACCACAAUAUGGAUCACUUUAAAAAACAUGCCAAAAACCAUUCUGAAACCAGCCAAGAUAGACGGUGCAUCUUUUGCGAUGCGACGAUUCAUGACAAACUCCACAUGAAGUACCACAUAGAAGCUAGGCACAAGCCCAACCCAUUCCACCAUCCGUGUUCGAAAUGCAAUCAAGUGUUUUCGUUCGCCUCUCUGAUGAGGAGGCAUAUGAGACUUAAACACAAGAUGUUGAAACGGUACACUUGCGACACUUGUGGGAGUGUGUUUGGCGACAAAAUAAAGUACGAUAAUCACGUAGAAUACUACCAUCGGCCCUCUCUCGCCUGCAAGUUUUGUUCAAAAGAGUACCCGACUAUUAAACAGUUAGUUCUGCAUGAAAAUUCACUGCACAGAUUCGACAGGACCGAGCACUACCAGUGCAGCUUUUGCCCGAGGAAGUUUGUGAGGCAAGAACUGCUGUUGCAGCAUGAGACUCAUCACACAGAGCAUUACGACCACAGGUGUGGAGUUUGUGGCUAUGGAUUCAACGAGGAGGAAGCUAAGGAGAGGCACGAAAGGUUUUGUCUGAUGGGCCCCAGAUCUCGAAUCUUGGUUUCCCGCAAGUCAGCUCUCAACAGACAGCAAUCCUUUGUAAAGCGAAGGAAGUUUACCCGAGAUCCAUUCGGAGGGCACCAAAGUCUAGUGUGCGAUGUGUGCGGGAAAAUCAUCCAUACUCGGGCAAACUAUAAAAUUCACAGGGAAUUGCACAAUUCACCUUCUGGUUUCCAGUGCCACGUUUGUGGAAAGAAGUUCCGAUAUAAAGAUAACAUGCGAGUACACAUCAAGAACUUGCAUAAAGAUACAGACAAUAUUGAUGAGGAUGAUCCUCAAUAAUGGUUUAGUGUACUGCAUUUAAUGUCAGUUUUAACGUUUAUUUCCUUUUAAUACCUAUUUGUAAUUAAAAAUUUUUAUGUGAUGAUUCAGUUGUAGUAUAAGAUAUAGCGGUCUAAAGUUAAACUACUGGUACCCUAAUUGUGUUUUAAAUGUUUUUAACUGUUUUUGAUAGGCUGGAUGCAAUUUUGGCUUCCAUGUUCCUUUCUGUAAGUGUACAGAGUAACUUUAAGUGCUUAAAAGCACUAAAAACUACCUAAAUUAACUAGGAGUUAAAUUACUUUUGUUGUUUCUGCAUUAAACUUGCUUGAGGAACUUUUUUUUAGUUUUUCAUUUUGAUCAAUUAUUGAUUG
Macrosteles quadrilineatus (aster leafhopper) is the source of this 2977-nucleotide messenger RNA. RefSeq names its product zinc finger protein 184-like. The transcript is spliced from 5 exons. Gene Ontology annotation, biological process: regulation of transcription by RNA polymerase II. The record is from RefSeq and is a predicted model, not a curated record. The coding region runs from base 261 to 2627 and encodes 788 amino acids. Lineage: Eukaryota; Metazoa; Arthropoda; Insecta; Hemiptera; Cicadellidae. Gene Ontology annotation, molecular function: DNA-binding transcription factor activity; RNA polymerase II cis-regulatory region sequence-specific DNA binding.